Strongylocentrotus purpuratus (purple sea urchin) is the source of this 2467-nucleotide messenger RNA. Its product is annotated as peptidyl-prolyl cis-trans isomerase FKBP14. Gene Ontology annotation, molecular function: calcium ion binding; peptidyl-prolyl cis-trans isomerase activity. The coding region runs from base 88 to 729 and encodes 213 amino acids. The transcript is spliced from 4 exons. The record is from RefSeq and is a predicted model, not a curated record. Lineage: Eukaryota; Metazoa; Echinodermata; Echinoidea; Camarodonta; Strongylocentrotidae.
AGUCCAAUACCAGUGUCAAUUGCGUGGCGACGAAGCAGAUCUGCCUAAAACCAAGGAGGAACUACAGUCUACAGUGGAUCAGUGUAUAUGAACACUAUGAAAAUGGCAUUUUCAAUUUGCAUUGCUUUGAUAGUGACUGUCGUAGCUCUAGUAGCAGGAGAAGUAAAUAUAAAUGUUCUUUUCAAACCCGAAGAUUGCCAGAGAACUGCACAAUCAGGGGAUUACGUGACCGUAACCUACGUGGCAUUCCUCGCCGACGAGUCCGGCAAUGAACGCUUCGAUAAUACGGACAAUACAGGGCCGGUUAACUUUCGUCUGAAUGAUAAAAAAAGUACUGCCAUGCAGGGAUGGCACCAGGGCUUAGAGGGAGCUUGCUUGAGGGAGAAGAGAGAAGUCUUGAUUCCAGCUGGACAACUUACCCUGAACCAUAGACUGCCAAACUCCAAGCCUCCACCAAAGGGAAAAGAUGUUGGCUAUACUUUUGAAGUGCGCAACAUCCAAGACUCGCCCCCAGCUGAGAACCUCUUCAAGAAAAUGGAUUUUGAUGAAAACAAAGAGAUCUCGAAAGAUGAGAUCCGUAGGUAUAUGGAGGAGACCAGUAUUGGAGGACUGGAGAAGUUUGAGGAUCAUAAGGGCGCUAUUGAUCACAUGUUCAAACAGAUGGACAAAGAUAAAAAUGGAGCCAUUAGCCAUGAGGAGUUUCCAGGACCAAAACACGAUGAGUUCUAGGACCUGGACCAGGAACUAGACCAGAUUUGUAGAGAGAUCAAAGGAAGAUGGAUAGAACCAAUUUGAAUGCUUGUUAAUAAUGAAGUGUCCUGUAUUAAUUGAAACAAGGCAGAAUGCUUUGUGUGUGGUCUAAUUCCUCUGUGCUUUAUUUGUGCUGUUUUCAAACCAUUUUAUGCCCAAUAGCAUGUUGCUUUGGUUUUUUAAAGAAAGAUGAAGAACAUUGAAAUUUGAGAGAGAGAUCUAACAUGUGAUUUGAUAAGAAAAUAGAUCAGGAAUUAAUUAUCAUAUUAAUCCAAUGAAAAUGAUUCAUUAAAUAUGACAUUGCAUGGGAUUCCCGUAAGCAUUUAGUGAGUGUAAUGCCAAAGCUAUUAUACCUUUCCAACAUUCAAGCUGACACCCAAAUGUAACUUUAAGGAUAUUCUUGCUCUGGGCUAUGUAUAAAUAUAAUAAAAUGAGAUGCUCUGAAAUUUUCUCUCUUGAGAAGGAAAAUCAAUCAAAUAAUCAAAGGUUUUGAUUAUUUUGUAUGUAUUAAAGUUGGAAUAAUUCGUCCCAAUUUUCACAAAGUGAUGGUAGUGAGGAAAAUCGUCAUGCAAAUUGUAUGCAAUUUUCCUCACUACCGUCACUUCGUGAAAAUAGGGACGAAUUAUUGUCUAUCAUAAAAUUUAUAAGACUGAAUAAAAUGUAUGUAUACACAUUAGUUCUUUCAAUCAUUUGUCAGAUUUUGUUUAAUUCAUAGGCUAACCAAAGCAAUUGGUGAAAGUCAAAUAAGGCUGAAAAGUAUCUUUGUUAUGAAAUAUUCAACGUUAAAGAAAAUAUUACAUACAUGUCUUUAGGAAGCUUAAACAUUUUAUUUACAAAUGAUACAUCUAAAAGAUAUGUGCAUUGUAUUUCGUGUAUAUGUAGCUUUGUUGCAGUUCUUUUUUUAAUAUACAAAGUUACUUUAUUUUUUGUUGGUGUACUGUUUUCUUUGAUUGUAAAGUCAGAAUUACCAUGCAUGUACAAUUAACAUUAGUUUGAUCCAAGAGAAUUUAGGCAAGUUUGUAUACAAAUUAUGUGAGUCAGAUUUGAAUGUACAUGUAUAUUUUAUUUCAUGUGCCUUCCAAGUUGUAAGAUGGAGAAGACAAUUUGGUAGUAAAUCAAAUUUUAUUUCUGAGCAUUGAUAAACAAAGUUAUAUUUUAUGCUUCUUCCAAAUACUGCAACUACUGAUGACAUUAGUUAUUCCAUGCAUGCAUAGAUUUUUUUUUAAUCAAGGGGGGGGGGGGGUGGGUCACCUCCCUGGAUUUUAAUAGUACACAGGAUUGACAGUAUCGAUCUCAUGACCCUCAAAAUAUUUUUUAUAAGGUCUGCUGGGUCUAACUACUUAUGAAAAAAAAGCUUAUGAGACCUAUUAUACUUUUGCUGUCAAUGUGAUUUAAAACUUCAAGUCUUUCAUUAUAUUAUACAUGUAUAUGUGAUAUGCAAAAUAAUUAUAGCUAUCUCCAAAUAUUGGUUAGAAGGCUGUCACCUUGAGCCAUUUGGACUUUUGUGAUAUUUUCUUUUAAGAUUGUGAUGAUAUUUGUAUAAGUUGGUUGAGAAAUUUAGUAUGCAAGAAUGCAUGUGCACAUGAUAAUAUGCAAUCCUGUACUUGCAGAUAUUUAUUUUAGGUCCCAGGUAUUUUUUUUUACUUGUAGAAUGUUGAGUAGUACAUAGUUGAAGAGCAGAAUAUAGAAAUAAAGAAGUAUCAAUUUAAAUAACUCU